AUGCCACACCUGCGUGACCGUGUCGCGGUUCUGCCGCUGCUAUUCGUGCUUCUGCUGCUGCAGAUGGCUUUCGUUGGCCCUGUCACCGCAGCUAAGCUGACGGAGGCGGACUUCAAGCGCAUGAAGAUCCGGGAUCUCCGCAGCUUCUUGGAGGAGCGAGGACUCACCUGCGUGGGCUGUCAGGAGAAGGCCGACUUCUCGCGCUAUGCGUAUCAAAACCGUGACAAGAAACCCCUCAGCGAGCAGGGAAAACGUGAAGUACCUGACGCGCCGUUCUGGGUGGUGUGGCGGGACAUCGCCAAGGAGGUCUGCGAGGAGGCCGUUAAAAAGCGCGGGCUUGACGUGACAUCGACGCCACAGUCCGACGUCUGCAACGCCAUCGUCUACGUCACGGAGAGCUUCUUCAUGCAGCACGGUAAACGGACUGCAAACAAGCUGCGCAAGAAGCCAGAUGCCCUCCUCAAGACCUCCCACAAGGGAGUCUACUACGAUUCCGGGCGACUGCUGUUGGAGCGGCUGGUAAACUACUGCCUGGCCUCGGCAGACCACCAAGUCAAAUGCAGCUCGGUGAGCAAACUGAUGACGCUUGCUGAGGAGGCGAAGGUUGUGGACCUGCAGGGGUGGAUGACGAAUGUCGGCAUUGAGAACACUAACCCAAUGUAUGAGCUGCUAGACAGGCGCGACGAUCUUUGA
Molecule: messenger RNA, 693 nt
Organism: Trypanosoma rangeli
Lineage: Eukaryota; Euglenozoa; Kinetoplastea; Trypanosomatida; Trypanosomatidae
Exons: 1
Coding region: 1-693 (230 amino acids)
Source: RefSeq, a predicted model, not a curated record